AGCAAAAGUGUGUCAUGAAAGCGAAGUUGAGUGUUUGGCUUAUCACGAAGAUAUAAAGCGGUCAGAUAAGGUCAUCAUCAUGGCGUCACUGAGCCUAAUAUGCUCAGUUUUAUACCUAAUUGUCGUAUUUUCUGUUCUUUCCGAGCAACACAGCUUGUCAAGAAGUUACACUCCACAAUUUGAAAAAGGAAAACCAAUUUCGACUAUUCACACGAACGACGUUAGAGAAGCUUCCGGUAUAUGCGCAAGUCGUAUUCAUCCGAACAUAAUAUACACUCACAACGAUUCAGGUGACCAUACUCACAGUAUUUACGCUAUUGACGUCACUUCCGGUCGAGAAGUUUCGAAAAUCACAAUAAAUCAUGCAGUCAACAAAGAUUGGGAAGAUAUAGCAUGUGGGCCAUGUGACAGAAGCCAUGGUGAUUAUUGUAUCUACAUAGCUGAUACUGGAGGCAAUGUUCAUGACGCCGCAAAUAUCAUCUACAGGAUUAAAGAACCAGAAAAGCUUCAUUCUCAUAUCACUGUAGAUCUCGACUCCAUGUUAAAGUUCAGGUGGAGCGAGCAGAAUUGUGAGACAGUAAUGGUCGACCCCAAAGCGGAAGUGUAUAUUGUGUCUAAGGUGGAUGGUGGACAUGGCAGAAUGGUUAAAUUACCAUCAAGUGCCUGGGGUUCAUCCCACACGGCGUCAGUGAGUGGUGGUAUACAUCUGAACGGCAUUCACAGUAGCCGCAACGAUCCCGUCGGUGGGGACAUAUCUCCCACGGGAUAUGAGGUGUUGAUAAAAACCAUCUACGCCGUUAAUUACUAUUACGUCCCUGACGGCGAUUAUCUUAAACAUAUGACUGGUACCCCUUUUCAACUUCCGUUUGAUCAUGACUAUGAGCGGCAAGGAGAAAGUAUUGCCUGGGACCCGAAUGUUCGUGGCUACUACACGCUUGGAGAGGGGGCCAAUCGACCGCUUUACUUCUACAAAAGAGUACCUCAUACUUCCCUUGUCGGAUAAUUAAUGCACAUUUAUUAAUAAAAAAACUUUAUUCAAUCUUAAAGGCCAA
This is a messenger RNA of Ruditapes philippinarum (Manila clam), 1052 nucleotides long. RefSeq lists its product as uncharacterized. The transcript is spliced from 4 exons. NCBI's taxonomy places the organism in Eukaryota, Metazoa, Mollusca, Bivalvia, Venerida, Veneridae. Bases 80 to 1003 code for a protein of 307 amino acids. The record is from RefSeq and is a predicted model, not a curated record.